GCAGCUGCAUGCGCUGGUCACACUUUAGUUGUUUGAUAAUCGAGUUGCGAAGCGGAGACGUUCAGUGAACGAAAUUCCUCUGCAGCAGCGUAGUUAAGUGCAAGAGAGAGAGAGAGCGAGAGAUAGCCAUAAAUCUACAGGUGGCUGGAAAACGUAGUCAAAGUAAUAGAGAGUGAGAGUAAGAGGGGGCGCGCGAGCAAUGAGAGCUACAACACCCUUCCCCGCACCACAUCGUAAAACCCAAACAGCGACAAGAAUGAUGAUAAAGAUGUCCUCGCUCCUUGUCGCCCUAUUGGCCAUCAUUGUCCUGAGCACGAGUGUCGAGGCACAAACACAAUCGCAGGCACAAUCACUGCAAACACCCGCCAAAUUGGAACAGAAUCCUUGCGUAAACAAAGCCACCUGCCGUGACUGCAUACAGACCCAGAGCUGUGGCUGGUGCAUGAAGCCCGACUAUGGUGAUCGGCCACGUUGUUUUCUGCACUCGCCAAAGGCUAGCGUAUGCCCCGAGGCAUUUAUCUGGAAUCCGGAUACAUCGGAGCGCAUACUCGUCAACAAGGAACUGACGCUGGCCAGCAGUGGUGCUGCCUGGUCGGCUGGUGGUGGUCAAAUGGCAUCCGGCGGCUCAUACGAGAGCAGCGCCUCCCGUCAAAGCUCUGCCUCUGGCUCGUACAGCGCCUCUGGCUCUAGCUACGCCUACGGUUCAAGCUCCGGCUCCGGCUCGAGCUCAGGUAUGAGCGCCAGUUCAGGCUCCGCAAGCGCCUCCAGUUCCGCAGCAGCCGCCGCCGCCGCUGCCUCUGGCCAAAUUGUGCAAAUCAAACCACAACGCGUUAGCCUCAAACUACGUGUCAACGAAGUACACAAUUUGCAAUUCAGCUAUUCACAAGCACAAGACUAUCCCGUUGAUCUUUACUAUUUGAUGGACUUGUCCAAGUCCAUGGAGGAUGACAAGGAGAAACUCUCGGCACUCGGCGAUAAAUUGUCCGAGACCAUGAAGCGCAUUACAUCGAACUUCCGUUUGGGCUUCGGCUCAUUUGUGGACAAGGUGCUCAUGCCCUAUGUCUCAACCAUACCCAAGAACCUGGAGGAGCCAUGUCCCAAAUGCGAUGCUCCCUAUGGCUAUCGUAACAUCAUGGGCUUGAGCACGGACACAUAUAGAUUCUCUAACGAGGUUAAGCAGGCGGCUGUUUCUGGUAAUUUGGAUGCGCCCGAGGGCGGCUUCGAUGCCAUCAUGCAGGCCAUUGCCUGUCGCCAACAGGUUGGCUGGCGUGAGCAGGCGCGUCGCUUGCUUGUCUUCUCCACGGAUGCCGGCUUCCAUUAUGCCGGCGAUGGCAAACUGGGCGGCGUCAUUACGCCCAACGAUGGAGAGUGCCAUUUGAGUAGCCAGGGCUUGUAUACGCACUCGAUUAUACAGGAUUAUCCAAGCAUAUCUCAGAUCAACCAGAAGGUCAAACAGAAUGCCAUCAAUAUUAUCUUUGCGGUAACGCAAAACCAAUAUUCGGUCUAUCAGAAGCUCUCCUCACACAUUGAGGGCUCGUCCAGCGCCAUUCUGUCAAAUGAUUCAUCCAAUGUGGUGGAUUUGGUGCGCGAGGAGUACAACAAAAUCUCUUCAUCGGUGGAAAUGAAAGAUAAUGCCAUGAAUGAUGUAAAGAUCACCUAUUACUCAUCCUGUCUAACCAAUGGACCCAUGAUCAAGACAAACAAGUGCAGCGGACUCAAGGUGGGCGACAAGGUGACAUUUUCGGCCAAAAUUACGGUUACCAAGUGCCCGGAAAAUCCACGCGACUGGAAGCAGGUGAUCAACAUCUAUCCGGUGGGCAUCAAUGAGAGCAUGGUCGUUGAUCUCGAAAUGCUCUGCUCCUGCCCCUGCGAGCAUCCCGGCUCCACUGGCUACGAGGAGCACUCGAAGCACUGCAACAACUAUGGCACCUACCGUUGCGGCAUCUGUGAGUGCGACAAGAUGCACUUCGGCAACACCUGCGAGUGCUCCACGGCGGAUGUGCAUCUGGGCAAGAUCAAUGAUGCCACCUGCCGCGAGGGCAACAACACUAACGUGGCCGAGUGCAAUGGACGCGGCAAUUGCAUUUGCGGCGAGUGCGACUGUCACAAGCGCCAGAAUCCCGAGGAGAUCAUAUCGGGCAAAUACUGUGAGUGCGAGAACUUCAGCUGUGAGCGCAACAAGAAUCUGCUCUGCUCGGGCCCCGAUCACGGCACCUGCGAGUGCAACCGCUGCAUCUGUAAGCCCGGCUGGUCAGGCAGCAGCUGCGACUGCCAGACGUCCAAGGACACCUGCAUGCCGCCCAAUGGCGGUGAACUGUGCUCCGGCCACGGCACCUGCGAGUGCGGUGUCUGCAAGUGCAAAUCGACCGACGAGGGUCGCUACUCGGGCAAAUAUUGCGACAAGUGUCCCACCUGCUCGGGCCGUUGCCAUGAGCUCAAGGAUUGCGUGCAGUGUCAAAUGUAUCACACGGGCGAGCUGAAGAACGGCGACGAUUGCGCCAAGAACUGCACGACCUUUGUGCCCGUGGGCGUGGAGAAGGUCAAUCCCGAUGAGCACAAGGAUGAGCAGCUGUGCGUGUUCUUCGACGAGGACGACUGCAAGUUUAAGUUCAAAUAUAGCGAAGUGGGCGAACUAAUUGUGCACGCACAGGAGGAGAAGGAGUGUCCACCCAAAGUCUUCAUGCUGGGCAUUGUGCUGGGCGUCAUUGCAGCCAUUGUGCUCAUCGGCUUGGCCAUCUUGCUGCUCUGGAAGCUGCUGACCACCAUACACGAUCGUCGAGAGUUCGCACGCUUCGAGAAGGAGCGCAUGAACGCCAAGUGGGAUACGGGCGAGAAUCCAAUCUACAAGCAGGCGACCUCCACCUUUAAGAAUCCCAUCUACGCGGGCAAAUAAAUUGCAGCGGAAUGGGAAAUACUUAGCUAAAUUCUCUGUGCUUUGAUACCAUCCAUAACAACCACCAAAACAUCUCUAACUAACCCGUCUCUUUUGGUCCUUGCCCUUGAACAGCUGUGCGCGUCCAGAGUUGCCCCUUCAAAGAAAAUGAAAGUAAAAAACAACAAAACAAAUGCUUGAACAAAAACAAAAAUGUCAACUGCCAUUGAAACGCGUUCGACUCUAAGUCAAAUUUUAUACAAUACAUUUACAUAUGUAUGUAUGUAUUUAACUAUAUACACAAUUUAUACAUGUGUGUGUGGAAUGCUUUUUACUCUAUAUACCAUUUAAAACAUUGUAUACCAAGCAAAAUGAAUUGUGCCUUGCAUUAUAUAUUAGACUUUUAUAUGUAUGUACAACCAAACAAACAAAAAAAGUAGUAGCUUCCAUUCAUAAGCAGCCAAAUUACAACAGCAAGAGCAACAACAGCAACAACAACAACAACAACGCACAUCAAUCAAACAAACAAAACAAAUCGAUUUACAUAAACUAAAAAGAAAUUUCUAAGAUAAAAGAGAACACCAAAAUUUGUGCCUCUGUUACUUACAACUAAACUAACUACGAACGAUUUUUAUAUAAACAAAAACAAAAAGAAACUAAAAACUAAAACAUAUUCUAUUCGUUUGUGUUUCUACCAACACUUUUAAUUUUGUUAAAACAUUUUUUUUAUUUGAUUUUCUGCGCAGCGCUUAUUCAUUUUAUAUUUAUAUAAUUGUCAACGCAAUAUACCAAUUAAUUUAUUAGCUUAACUUUGCAAAAUACUGAAUUUAUGCCAUUUUUAUAAGAGUAAACCACAAAAGCAAAAGAAACAAAACAAUUUAGUUUUCAAAUUGUUUUUUCACGGUAUUUCGCGCUUUUUGUUUAAU
This is a messenger RNA of Drosophila busckii, 3798 nucleotides long. RefSeq names its product integrin beta-PS (gene mys). Lineage: Eukaryota; Metazoa; Arthropoda; Insecta; Diptera; Drosophilidae. Bases 200 to 2893 code for a protein of 897 amino acids. The record is from RefSeq and is a predicted model, not a curated record. Gene Ontology annotation, biological process: integrin-mediated signaling pathway; cell migration; cell-matrix adhesion. The transcript is spliced from 7 exons. Gene Ontology annotation, molecular function: integrin binding. Gene Ontology annotation, cellular component: cell surface; focal adhesion; integrin complex.